AUGAGUUCCCUUUCAAUCUAUGAAGAUGAUAUCCCUUCCUUGUACGGAAAGCGGGUGAUCAUCACUGGAGCAUCCUCAGGUAUUGGUCAGGCGGCGGCCGCGAUAUUUGCACAGAAGGGCGCUUCAGUGCUCAACCUCGAUGUCAACCCCCCGGAGGGCAGGCCACAUGAAAGGGUCGAGUACCGACAAUGCGACGUGUCUGACUGGGAUAGUCUCCGGUCAGCAUUUCAGAGCGCGGGUGAUAUUGAUAUCGCAGUUUCCAAUGCAGGUGUCUCCGAAGAGACCGAUUAUUUUGCCGACACAUUCGAUAUGGCUACGGGGGAUUUGCUUGAGCCUCAAUACCGGGUUUUGGAUGUCAACCUGCGGGCCGUGCUGAAUUUCACCAAGCUGGCGAUCAGUCAUUUUCGUGGACGCAAGCACGCAGGAAGCAUCGUCAUCACCUCGAGCGCCACUGCAUAUGCGCCGGAACAGUCGCUGCCCGUGUACAGUGCAGCCAAAUUGGCGUUGAUCGGCCUUGUUCGUUCCCUGCGAUCUGCUCUCCUCUUGGAUAGCAUUACAGUCAAUGCCAUUGCGCCGGCCGCAACCAUCACCAACUUGCUCCCUAAGCAUCUCGCCGCACCUAUCAUCGCGUCUGGUCUGCCGGUCAGUUCGGCUGAAUUCGUGGGCUUAGCCGUCGUUUAUUCUGCAGUGGCAUCCCAAUCGCAUCCGGUCGAACUGUACGGAAAGGACAAUGGCAGUUCCGGUCAAAGCCCUUCGCGGUGGAACGGACGUACUAUUCUUACACUGGGAGCUGAGUACACCGAGCUGGAAGAGCCCAUCGCUGCCCUCCGGCCACAAUGGUUCGGGGCGAAAAACACUGAGUUGACACGGCUCCAGCAAGCCGCGACGGACUUCCGGACAUUCGUCUAA
Aspergillus pseudotamarii is the source of this 909-nucleotide messenger RNA. RefSeq names its product short chain dehydrogenase reductase. The record is from RefSeq and is a predicted model, not a curated record. Lineage: Eukaryota; Fungi; Ascomycota; Eurotiomycetes; Eurotiales; Aspergillaceae. The transcript has 2 exons. Gene Ontology annotation, molecular function: oxidoreductase activity. The coding region runs from base 1 to 909 and encodes 302 amino acids.